Molecule: messenger RNA, 1816 nt
Organism: Aegilops tauschii subsp. strangulata
Lineage: Eukaryota; Viridiplantae; Streptophyta; Magnoliopsida; Poales; Poaceae
Source: RefSeq, a predicted model, not a curated record
UUUUGUAUUUUUUCUGUAGCAGAAGAAUUUGAUCUUGAUUUGAAAUCUGUACUCGUAUGUGCUCUGUAAGCAGAGCAAGGUGCAUCUAGGGUUUCGUCAAUUUUGUUGUUGAUAUCUGUCACUUCGUCCUUGUGCUAUAGGAAAACACCAUGCUUCGCAGGGCAGAGUCGAAGGAGGAGUUCAAGGUAUGUGGACUGCUUACAUUGGCUUUGUUUAUUUUGUGUGAUGUUUAUCUAGUUUACUAAUUCAUCCUGCAGAUUUGUUUAUGUUGUGUUAGUUGUCAGCGUUGCUUUGCAUUUUUUGUCAUGUGACGUUUUGUAAUUUUUGACUCUUGUUUUUAUUUGAAUCUAGUAGGUGAUUGCAGUGGUCAUAAUGAUACACCAGUUCGCUCUCAUUGUCCUGGUCGUAAGGAUCAUGGUGGUGAUGCGGGACAUCAAUUUAAUUCACCAAUUGAGUCUUCUCCCAUAAGUGUGGCCCCUCCUUCUGGUAUGUGUUUGUUUUCUUUUUUUUAAUUUACCAAUUUGGUUGUAUCCCUAUUUUCUGUUGUGAAUUUGACAUGUGUCCUGUGAGUUUUGAAAUGGAUUGUUCUUAUAAAUAUCUGCUACUUUUUGAUGUUUAUGCUUUGUUUAUUUUGUGUAUGAUGCUUACUUGAUGUUGUACAAAUUGGUGUUGCCUUGUUGUAUCUAGUCCGGCAUUUUUUUGUUAACAAACUUUGAAGUUAGUGUAUGCAGCACUGCAUUUAUAUGUAUAUGUGAACUCCACUUUAUGUAUGUGUGAAUUGCAUUUUUUUAUUCACGUUUUCCAUACGUAUGUGUACUCCAUUACAUUGAUAUAUGAACUGCAUAACUUUUUGUUUGGCUUAUGAUUGGAGCUCUGCAUUUAUAUGUAUAAGUGUACUGCAUUUGUUCUUUUUGUGCACUUUUUAAUGACCAUAGUUAAACUUCAUUUGGACGCAGUGUCUGUUUUUCAUGCUGGGGCGCCUGGGUUUGAGGAGGUUACUCAAUUGAUUAACCAUUAUUUUGCAGAGGGUGACAUUGGUGCUAGCUUUGAGCAGAGAUGUCCCGUCUUGUCUGAAACACAAUCUCAGUCUGUUGAUGGUACAGAGGAAGUUACACAGGAGUGCAUGGUCUCGGAACAGCUUCGUGCAUAUGAAUUGAAGCAAAGGAAGAAGAAGUUGAGGUUUGAAAAUGACUCAAAAGAGUAUGCGGAGAAGGAGAAGCAGAGGAGAGCUGCAGAUGGUGCCAACAAGGGUGCCAAAUUUGUCAAAGCCAAGCAGCCUACUUUGAAGAAGAAGAGACUGAGUUCUAUUGCUGAGGAAGGUGGUACUCCUCGGCGGAUUCCACGUGUUUCUUGCAUGAACAAGAAUCUUGGAAAGAGAAAUGCUGAAGCUGGUGCAAAGGAUGCUCAACGCAAGUGACCACAUGUCAGUGAAGGUCCCAACUCUGACGACGAUGACUUUGUGCUUGCUGAUUUUGUGAGGGAUGCUCAAACUAGUAGACGGAAAGACUGCGGUUCAUCUAAGAAUCAACCCAAGCGUCCCUGUGAUGAUGGUGAUGAAGGUGUUGGUGCUGACUCUGGUGUGGAGCCGGAUGUUGUUCCAAAGGUUUGUUGAAGUGGAUUGCAUUUGUUUCCUUCAUUGUUAUUCUAUCUGUGUUUUUUAUUUGUCUCUUUUUAUGGCUAAUCUUCUAAUGUGGACUGCAUUUCCCAUUACACAGAGGAAGAAGUCUAGUAAGCGCAAUGCAAUUGAAGAUGAUGCGAGGGAAUGAUGAGCGGAGUCCACUCAUCGUGAGAAUAACCCACCUAGCAUGGAAGAUAC